Ceratitis capitata (Mediterranean fruit fly) is the source of this 1284-nucleotide messenger RNA. It is a transcript of the gene AnxB10, whose product is annotated as annexin B10. Gene Ontology annotation, cellular component: cytoplasm. NCBI's taxonomy places the organism in Eukaryota, Metazoa, Arthropoda, Insecta, Diptera, Tephritidae. The coding region runs from base 204 to 1166 and encodes 320 amino acids. Gene Ontology annotation, molecular function: calcium ion binding; calcium-dependent phospholipid binding. The record is from RefSeq and is a predicted model, not a curated record. The transcript has 5 exons.
UGCGAACGAGAGUUGUUGCCAUACAACUUACGGCCAGUUAAAUUCGUUUAGUCGUUGAGUAACUUUUGAGAAGUAAACAAGAGACUAGAGACUGGAGACUAGAGACAAGCUACAUACAUACAUACGUGUAUAUAAGUAAAAUAAAGUGAAUAUUCAAGAGAAAUUAAUAUAAUUGUAUAAUUUGAAUUCACCAAAGCAGUCCAAUGGAUUACAAACCUACACCCACUGUAGUGCCCGCCGCACCAUUUGACGUUUCCGCCGAUGCACAGGCAUUGCGCGCCGCCAUGAAGGGACUCGGCACGGAUGAGGAGGAGAUCAUUAAUCUACUUGCGGCGCGCACUAAUUCCCAACGGCAACAAAUUAAGGCGCAAUUCGAAACGGAAUUCGGGCGUGACUUAGUCGAAGACUUGAAGAGUGAGCUGGGUGGCAAACUUGAAGAUGUAAUUGUGGCCUUAAUGACACCACCGGUUGAGUAUUUAUGUAAGCAAUUGCAUGAGGCUAUGGCUGGUAUGGGUACCGAUGAGGAGACACUUGUCGAAAUACUCUGUACAAAAACGAAUGAAGAAAUGCAGGAAAUAGUAGCAGCUUAUGAAGCCAAGUAUGAUCGUCCGUUGGCGGAGCAAAUGUGUAGUGAAACUUCUGGUCAUUUUCGGCGUCUACUGACACUCAUCGUCACCGGUGUACGCGAUGCUGUGGGUAGUGUUGAUGCCGCACAAGCGCGCGAAGAUGCUGAAGCGCUGUAUGCGGCGGGUGAGGCUAAACUCGGUACCGAUGAGGAGGUAUUCAAUCGUAUUAUGUCACAUAGCAGUUUCGCCCAACUGCGGCUCAUCUUUGAGGAAUACAAACAACUGUCGGGUCAAACUAUUGAACAGGCUAUCAAGCAUGAGAUGGAUGGCGGUUUGCACGAUGCAAUGAUUGCGAUUGUUGAAUGCGUACAGGCACCGGCGGCAUUUUUUGCUAAUCGCAUAUACCAUGCCAUGGAAGGUAUGGGCACAAAUGAUGCUGCUCUCAUUCGCAUAAUUGUUAGUCGCUCUGAAAUCGAUUUGGGUACAAUUAAGGAUGAGUUCGAACGUAUUUACGAUCGCACUUUAUACAGCGCUGUUGUGGAUUCGGAAACAUCUGGUGAUUAUAAAAAUGCCUUAACCGCACUUUUGGGUGGACAUUAAGCUUUGCUACAGUUACCGUUAAAAACUCCUCUUACCAACCAUAAGGUUAACCCAGGCAUAUGUUAAAAAUAAAAUAUUAUAUUUGUUAAGUAUAUAUAUGUAUGUAUGCGUAAAAUUA